AUGAAUGAAUUCUUGGGCCGCCAGGAUUGUAUUGAAAGUCUGCGAAAAGAUUUGGUGGAUCUACAAGGAGCUAUUUUAGACGUGUUUUCUCGAACGGGUCCUGUGCGCUUUACCUCCUGGAAAUUCCCCGAUAAACUGUCCUGUAAUCUGGACAUGGUUGCUCUGUUGGACCAGUAUGACUUCAUAGAAGGAGAGGACAUAUUCAAUCAGCACUCCCACAUUGUUUUACUGGAGCUUGUGAUUGACAGACUGCUGCUUCUUCUACAAAGUUUCAGUGUUUUUGUGGAUCAAGGGCCAAACUCAUUCAAGACAAAUCAAAAUCAGGAGAAGAACGGAUUUGUGUCGCUUGGCCUUGUGGUCAGAAACUAUUGGAGUAAUUUGGUAACAUAUAAGGUAUGUACAUUGAGAACCCAGAUUCUUAUUGAUUCGAUGCUUUUCAUCUAAACUUUGUUUUAUUUCAGGCUUCCUACAAAAAAACAUGCACUUUGU
Molecule: messenger RNA, 489 nt
Organism: Boleophthalmus pectinirostris (great blue-spotted mudskipper)
Lineage: Eukaryota; Metazoa; Chordata; Actinopteri; Gobiiformes; Gobiidae
Product: coiled-coil domain-containing protein 157-like
Exons: 2
Coding region: 1-444 (147 amino acids)
Source: RefSeq, a predicted model, not a curated record